This is a messenger RNA of Coccinella septempunctata (seven-spotted ladybird), 1350 nucleotides long. RefSeq lists its product as uncharacterized. The record is from RefSeq and is a predicted model, not a curated record. The coding region runs from base 348 to 1175 and encodes 275 amino acids. Lineage: Eukaryota; Metazoa; Arthropoda; Insecta; Coleoptera; Coccinellidae. The transcript has 9 exons.
GUUUUCUGUGAUCUGCGUCAACAGAGGCGACUAGAAAAUUUGAACAUUUUAGUUUUCUAUUCACGCGGAAAAGUGUUGUGGAGUUAUCUAGAUCCUCAAUAACUUCUAGACAAGUUGAUAAUUAAACGAAAAUUCGGAUGGACAAUAAUGUGACCUCGAGGUCGAAGAAAAGAAAUGAUUGACGGGUCUUAGGGAACAGUCUUGUCCCUUUUAGGGCUGGGCUGCUAAGGGAUCUCCCCGAAAUCAUUUCCAACUUUAGCCAUCGAUGGACAAAGAGCGAAAACUCAAGAUUUAUCGUCAAUGUUUGUGGUACUUCGUAUGGAAAUCGUAGUUUUGUUAAGUUAACAAUGAAGUCGACUUUGAUUUUAGGGAUCAUCUACUAUUUAGGAGCCAGUGUUAAGGCAGAGGAAAACAAAUGGGUUUGGCAGGAUAAUGGAAGAAAUGGAGAGGCUAGGAAUCGUGGUCUAAGAUAUGAAAAGCCUGACAAGGGAAGGUAUAACAUUUACGAAAAUCAGGAUGUUUACGAACCCAACAGACCCGUAGAUGAGAGGCCGAUAUAUCCAGACUCUGGAUACGUAUCCAGACCACAACUUGGUCCUUAUCAAAACGAGAGACCAUACAAUCAGAGACCGCCCUUGAUUCAAAAUAAUAGGCCAGGUGGACUAUAUGGUAACGGUGGAGGAGGCUAUGGUAGACCAGUACCUUCAGACGGGUACUAUCCCAACGAUCCAAGUGACCCAGGGGUGUUGACUGGUCCCAUACCAUCGUGGGUUAAAGAAGGGCCAUUCAAGAACUACGACACUUGCAAGUGUACCGAAAAGUUUAACUGUAGAUCGCCAGGGAUAAGUUACGGACAUUGUGACGUUGGCAAGAAGUAUUGCUGUUACAAUCGCAACAAAAUCGAGGAUCUGGGCAGUGAUUAUCCUAGUAGACCCGUGCAUUCUGCUGAGAACGGUAUACUGGUAGGUCCUGGAGGUCCUGUUGGUCAUCUGGGAAGGCCUGGGUUAGUGAAUAGGCCAGACAAUGGUAUAUUAGUAGGACCAGGAAAUGAUUUUGGUAGACCUGGAGGAUUCAACAGGCCAGGUUUGAUAGGUGGAAGACCAAAUGGUUAUGGGUCGCAAAACGGUGUCCUUGUAGGUCCUGGUGCAAGGCCAUACGAUAGGAGAGAUUACUGACUGUGAUAACGAAAUGAACCCAAUUGUUCAUCAAAAUCGUGAGUGUAUAUAAUGUAUAUUUUUCGAUGUUUAUCGUUUGGUAAGAAAAUCCAAUUAUUUUAGCAUAAACCGUUCAUAUUUCUCUGUUUUUAGUCGUACAUUAUGGAAACCACUUAUGGUAGAAUAAGAUAUUGUA